GGAGAAUGUUAGAGUUUUCUUGAUCAUUCGAAUUUGAGCAAGAAAGAAAAAUAGAGUAUAAAGGUGUUUUUAUUGUGGGAACUGGGAACGGAAAGUUCAAUUUUUUUAGUCGACCCCAAAAUCUCCGGCAAAUCGCCGGGAAGCACAAAUGGCGGAGUUAAUAUGCAGAAGCCUCCGGGACGGAGCAUUAGAAGGCGAGCACGCCCCUGCUCUCACCUUAAAGGACUCCAUUGAAUCACCUCUCGGACCGGUUGUUUUCGAUCACAUUCUCUCCCAGCUUUUUUCCAGCAUUUCGGCCGGUAAAUCGCAGUCUCGAGGAAUUUUGUUGGUAGCUUUAACUCGGCCUCCGUCAUUCUAUGCUGAAUUGCUCAAAUGUAGAGGAAGUGACGCCGAUUCUUCAAAUAAAUGGCUUAGUGUUUUGGAUUGUUACACGGAUCCUCUAGGGUGGAAAACCCGGCUCAUGGAGAGUGGGACUGUUAAGAAUACCUCUUUAGAGACUUUGGUUACGGCUACCAAAUUCACCCAAAUGAAGGACUCAAAUAAGUUAUUGACUGCAAUUAUUGAACAAGGAAAAGAAAUUGUUGGGGAAGGAAAAGGACGAUUUUCAGUUGCCAUAGAUUCGGUAAGUGAGAUACUUAGGCACUCAUCCAUUCAUUCGGUAGCCAGAAUUUUGAGCUGCCUGCGUAGUCAUGACCAGGUUUCGAGCAUGUUUUAUUUGUUGAAUUCAGACCUUCAUGAGACCAAAUCUGCUUCUACUCUUGAAUAUUUGUCAACAAUAUGUGCUGAUAUAGUACCAGUGCCUCAGACAGUAAGUGGACAGCGUGUUACCACAAAUAACCUCUCAAUGGUGGAACAGAACUUUAAAAAAGGGCAGUUUCAUGUACGCUCUAAACGCAGGAAUGGCCGUGUUAAAGUCACGUGCGAAGAAAUCCUUGUUGAGGAUUCAGGCAUUAAAUUUGCACCUGCUACUUUGGAAGAUGGCCUAACUGCACAUAGCCUUGUUCCCAAGGUACAAUUUAAUCUGCAGCUGUCCGAAAAGGAGCGACUUGAUCGUGAAAAAGUUGUUCUCCCAUUUGAGCACCAAGGGAAUGGAAAACCCAUUGAAAUAUAUGAUGGAAGGAAAUCCCUGAAUGAGGACACAAAUAAAAAUGGGAAUGCUUCAACUAAGAUUAUGCAAACAAUGGAGGAUUCUGGUAGGGGUGAAAUAAUCUAUUUUCGAGAUUCAGAUGAUGAGAUGGCAGAUUCUGAUGAAGACCCUGACGAUGAUUUGGACAUUUGAUUUCCCUCUUUCUUUCUUUGGCCUGUGAUUUAGUAAAGUCAAACAAGGGAGCACUGCACCCUUGCAGUGUUGUUUCUGACCAGGUACCAAUAUUGUACCAAUGUCUGGUUGAACAAAUCAAUGUCAUUGUUAUUUUUUUUUAAGAAAAAAAGGAUUAAUCUCAUUCCCGAGUGUCCUCCAGAACUGGUUGGGCGAUCACCUGAGAAGAGGUAAAUUAAGUUUUAUUCACAUAUUAGUUGCAAAGACUGGAACUUGCACCUAAUAACCUCUGAGGUUUUAUGCUUAAUAUAAUAGUGUCUCAUUG
Messenger RNA from Cuscuta campestris, 1583 nucleotides. NCBI's taxonomy places the organism in Eukaryota, Viridiplantae, Streptophyta, Magnoliopsida, Solanales, Convolvulaceae. The record is from the annotation of a GenBank genome assembly.